AUUUUUUUCUAUAUUGUACUAUAUUUCUUCUUCUUUUAAUAAAUAUGCCUUUUGAUACAGUAGAACAUUCACAUAAACGUUUACGUUUCGAUGGAUCUUGGAUAGAUGCUCAAGAUGCAGCUUUUCAAUAUGUACCUUCUCAAUUACCUUCAACUCAUUCAUGGAAUAAUGAAAGACUCGAUAUUCAUUCAAAUACAAUGAGCUCUUCUUCAUUUCUUGAUAUGACUUAUUGGAAAGCUGGCUCUCCAAUGGAAUAUCAAAAUAAUUUUUGGAAAGAUUCAAAUAACAAUGGUUUUCCUCUUUUUUCUCGACAACGAAAAAUAUCAACACCUUCUUACUUUUCUUCACCAAUCUCAGAUCACGAUGAUAAUAUGACCUCACCUACUUUUUAUACAACACCUACACCUAUUUCAAUACAAGAUAACAACAAUAAUGACUUUGCCUCAACUACUUCUUCAGAUAAAUCACCAUCUCCUACUAUGACUUCAGUAUCUCUUGCUAAUACUGAACUUUUCCAUGUCAAUGAUAUUCUCAACAAAUGCAAUGUAUCAUAUACCUCUACUGGUCUUAAUGUGGAAGCCAAAAUUACAAAUGCCACAGAACUUCGAUCACUUAUUGAUGCUUUCAGUAAAUUAUGUCCAUCUAUAUCUAAUUCCUUAACUCAUCAUCAUCAACAACAACAGCAACAACAACAACAACAACAACAGAAAGAAAAACAAGAUACAUCAAACAGCAUUACUCUCUAUCGAAACAAACAUUAUAAAUCAAAACCAGUCAACUUUUUCGACAGUGUAUGUAAUCUUAGUCAUAUGAUUCUACCAGCCUCCUUCUCAAAAUCAAAUUCAUUAUCUUUACGACAAAUUGGUGAUGCUUGUAUUGAAACCUAUUUCUCUUGUUGGGUUCGUUAUUCACCUAUUAUUGACAAAACCGAAUUUAUGACAUGGUAUCUUGUUGAACCGGAUCCUAUGGAUACUUUGAUUGUCAAUUCUAUAUGCUCAUUGGUCUUUAGUCAUACUGUCAAUCAUCACACAAAACCUGGAUUGGAAAUGUUUUUACAUGAUCAAGAUUUGGUACUUCAACAACAAGAUUUCUUUUUUGAUCGUGCACGCGAACACUUGGAAUCUUCCUUUGAUUCUCCUGACCGAUGGACUGUGGUAUCUUUAUUGUUGAUGAGUUGUACUGCUGAACCUGAACGACGACAUCAUUAUUCUGGUAUGGCUGCAUCUGCUCUUUUGGAACUUGAAAUCUAUCCUCGUAUGGUGGGUGAUGAAGAUGAUUCUUUUGAAAAAGAAUUGGAUACUCGAUUAUGGUGGUUUGCUUGGUCCAUUGAUUUCUAUUUGUAUUCAAGCGGUGUUCCAAGAAAUACUCCUCGUACCAAUAGAAAGGGUGAAGUGGAUAUGCCAAGAAUCUUUGAAGAAGAUAUUGAUCAAAUUGAACAUGGUGUACUCGCUGAUAUUCAUUGUUUGAAAUGGUGGCGAUUCCAAUCUGAUGUGAUUUCUCAAGUGUAUGAGCAAGAAGAUAGUAUGACUGCUGAUCGAUUACGACAAUAUGAUGAUCAACUAUUACAAAUGUAUCAAUCUCUUCCUGAUUACCUCCAAUUGGAUAGUGGUUUUGUCUAUGGUUCUGAAGAUCUCUAUUUGUUAUGUCUCCGGGUCAAUGUGGAAUUCAAUGCGACACGAAUCAUUUUACAUAUACCUUUUUUACCUGAUGCCAAUGACCUUCAUCCUACACCCAUGGCUUUACAAUCUCUUAAUGUGUGUCUCAAGACAGCUCUUAUUCAACUCACAACUAUUGGUGCAUGUAAUGAUGCUGGCAAACGAUGUGGAUUUGACCGUGAUGAACUAUGGCGUGCUGGUGAAAUGAUUUCUAUCUCUAUGGAUGUGUACCGUAAUUGCUCAUCUCCUGCAGAUCGUGACGUAUUACUGAAAGAUAUUGGUAUGAAUGAAUUCUCAUUUGGAUUACACAAGGCUAGGGCCAUUAUGCAAGCUUCCUCAGAAUUCAACAUGGGUCGAAAGGAUUGGGUACAAGUCAAUGAUUGGUUGAGUGAAGAAAUUAAGCGACACGAGAAAUUGGAUGCAGCUUUAUUUGCCACCACCACCCCAUCAUCAUCAUCAUCAACAUCCAAAUUGAAAAUAGAUACGUCUUUUACAUCAACUUCAUUGAAAAGUAUCAAAAAAGAAACCAUAUCACCAACGAUGGAAAAUUCAUUACUUUCAGCAGUAUCAUUCCCAACAACAGCAUCACCGACAUCAACAUUGUCAUCAUCAUCAUCAUCAUCAUCACGUAAUAACAACAAGAAAACACAAUCACCAAAGUUUAAUCGCUCCCAUUCCAUUUCAACAACAACAACAACAUCUGAUAGUACGACUGAAUUUAUCUCAUUUUGUCCAGAUGAAAAUAAACCAAGGCGAUCAUCUGCCUCAUCUACAAAUAAAAAACAACAACAGCAACGUCCUCAACAGCAAGCAGCAAGAUUCCGGUACUUCAAUCCACGCAUGAUGAACAAGUUUUUAUUUAUUGAUGAUCAUCCUCUAUUAUAAUUUAGUUUAUUUGUAGCUUAGUUGUAGUUUUAUCUAUGUUAUAUAUAUUUAUUAUGUUUAUUAGUUUUCUUUAUCUUUCCUUCUAUGAUCUACGUUAUUUUCUUUAUACCACCAAUUUAAUAAAAAAUUCUAGGAAUACAAAGGGUAGAAAGGGCAGUAAUUCAACUACCGCUAGUAUAGUUUUGGUC
This is a messenger RNA of Halteromyces radiatus, 2728 nucleotides long. RefSeq lists its product as uncharacterized. Bases 45 to 2540 code for a protein of 831 amino acids. NCBI's taxonomy places the organism in Eukaryota, Fungi, Mucoromycota, Mucoromycetes, Mucorales, Cunninghamellaceae. The record is from RefSeq and is a predicted model, not a curated record. The transcript has 2 exons.